AUGGCAAGAAAGAAGGUAAAGCUUGCUUUCAUUGAAAAUGAUAGUGCCAGAAAAUCUUGCCUCAAGAAAAGGAGGCAAGGUUUGUUGAAAAAAGUGAGCGAAUUGAGCAUUCUAUGCGGUGUGGAAACGUGUGCGGUUGUCUUGUCUCCAGAUGACAACGAGCCUGCCUUUUGGCCGGCAUCUCGACCUGACGUGGAGCGACUCCUUAUGCGGUACCUGAGCAUCCCUGAAAUUGAGAGAAGCAGGAAGAUGGUGAAUCAAGAAAUGUACCUCAGGGAGAGGAACAGCAAGCUCGCCGAGCAACACAAAAAGCUUGAGCGGAAGAAUAACGACUUGGAGAAUCACUAUCUCAUGCAGCAACUUUAUCUGUACAAGAAGACAACCAGUGAACUUGGAUCAUCUGAGCUGGACAGUUUGCUCAAGUAUACGGAUGAGAAAAUUGCAGAAAUUGAAAGAAGGAUUAGGUAUAUCGAGCAAAGGGAUGAUGCACCCCAAUCAGGAGGUGCUCCAUUGGCAGUCGAAGGCCCAGUGGAGGAGGAGGAGACAAGCCCAGAGGCCAACAUUGGCAGUGUUGGUGGCGAUGGCAGUGGCGGAGGGGGUGAUGCUUCUUCAUGGGAUGAAUGGUUCUUGGAUAUGAUGAAGCAAAGUGGUAGUGUUGCUGGAAGCAGCGUCAGCAAAAGAGAUACCUCAUAUCCUUUGGCAUAUUCAACCGGUGGUGCUGGUACAUCUAGCCAUGACGUUGCCAACUUGCCACAAGUGAAUGUUGGAGUCGAAAGUGGCAACCUAGGGCAUGGGGGAGGCCCUGUCUAUGGUUGGGACAAUUAUCCUGUGAUGCCAUACCAAGGAUAUGUUGGGAACAUGAGUGGUGGACUUCCUGUAGGGUUUGCUCGUGGAGAUGUUCCAGGUAGCAGUAUUGGUGGUGCAUAUGGAUAUGCAAUGGGGCCUCCCUAUCAAUGGGAGGUUGGCGGAAGCAGCAGUGGACAUGGUGCAAUGUUUCCUCAUGGAGGGAUACAUAGAAGCAACAACAACAUCAUAAAUGCUGCAAUGCAACCGCAGGAGAAUCCUGGAGGCAUUAAUAGUGGCCAGGGGAUGGUGCUUCCUGCAGCAACCGGUGGUGGUUCUGGGAUGGGAGUGUAUCGUAGGAAUGAUAUGGUCGGUGAACCCGUGGUACACCCUCGUGGAAAUGUUAAUGCCAGCAGUGCCUCGUAUGGCUUUAGCGUGAAUCAAGGAAACGCUGGUACUCGUUCUCAAGGAGGAGACCAUGGUGGAUAUGGUGAGGUGGUGCCUCCAGGGAACACCGGAGACGAGUUACCGAUGCCUCCUAACAAUGCUGGAGCUGAUGCUGGUGGAAGCGACGGAAACAACUAG
This is a messenger RNA of Syzygium oleosum, 1368 nucleotides long. RefSeq names its product agamous-like MADS-box protein AGL86. Bases 1 to 1368 code for a protein of 455 amino acids. NCBI's taxonomy places the organism in Eukaryota, Viridiplantae, Streptophyta, Magnoliopsida, Myrtales, Myrtaceae. The record is from RefSeq and is a predicted model, not a curated record. Gene Ontology annotation, biological process: positive regulation of transcription by RNA polymerase II. Gene Ontology annotation, molecular function: RNA polymerase II cis-regulatory region sequence-specific DNA binding; DNA-binding transcription factor activity, RNA polymerase II-specific; protein dimerization activity. The transcript has a single exon.